This is a messenger RNA of Pantherophis guttatus, 6501 nucleotides long. It is a transcript of the gene NHERF1, whose product is annotated as NHERF family PDZ scaffold protein 1. Gene Ontology annotation, biological process: protein localization to plasma membrane. The record is from RefSeq and is a predicted model, not a curated record. Gene Ontology annotation, cellular component: apical plasma membrane. Gene Ontology annotation, molecular function: protein-membrane adaptor activity; signaling receptor binding. NCBI's taxonomy places the organism in Eukaryota, Metazoa, Chordata, Lepidosauria, Squamata, Colubridae.
UUCGUAGUCGGGAUCCUGUUGGUCUCGAAUCGUUCCGGGCCCGCCCUGGAAACACCUGCUACUGCUCCGAAACAGGACUGCCGGAGGUGCUUCAGGCUAGUCCCUCGAAGUUACUUUGCAUCCUUCAACUAACUCGGAACGCUUUUGAUUCCGGUUGAGAUUCUUGGGACAUUUGAUCCACCGAAGGAGAAACAUGGACAACGGGGGAGGGAGCGAACCGCGGCUCUUGCCUCGAUUGUGCUGCCCAGAAAAGGGGCCGAACGGUUACGGCUUCCAUCUACACGGGGAGAAGAGCAAAACGGGCCAGUUCAUCCGGUUGGUGGAGCCCGAUUCCCCGGCCGAAAAAUCCGGUCUGAAGGCUGGGGACCGCUUGAUAGAAGUGAACGGAGACAACGUAGAGAAAGAAAGUCACCAGCAAGUAGUGAACCGCAUCCGAAAUUCUGCCGGGUCGGUCCGCUUGCUUGUUGUAGACUCGGAGACCGACCAGCAUCUGCAGAAACUGGGCCUCCAAUGCUGCGAAGAAUUCAUUCGUGGGCUGCCUGAGAAACCCGAGGCGAGGAGCGGCGACGAGGAGGCUGCCCAGCAGGACCAGGAGAACGAAAUGAAAGCGGAUGGAGAGGAAAACCACCACGCUGCCCAGCGGAAAGACUUGAGACCUCGUCUCUGCCAGAUGAAGAAGGGCCCCAAUGGGUACGGGUUCAACCUCCACAGUGAUAAGACAAAACCAGGCCAAUACAUCCGGGCUGUGGAUCCAGAUUCUCCAGCUGAAGCUUCAGGGUUGCAGCCUCAAGACCGUAUCAUUGAGGUGAAUGGGCAAUGUAUGGAAGGCAAGCAACAUUCAGAUGUUGUUUCAGCCAUAAAGUCUGGUGGAGAUGAGACCAAGCUGCUGGUAGUGGAUAAUUUAACAGAUGAAUUCUUCAAGAAGUGCAAAAUCAUCCCCUCUGAAGCACAUCUGAAAGGUCUUUUACCAGAACCAGUUGCCAAUGGUGAUGUGGAGAAGGGGAGCCUUAGAGAUGAACAAAUGGAGAUUAAUCCUGAAAGCCCUUCUAGCCCUGUGACCGUGUCUCCUUCUUCAACUCUAAGUGAACCUUCCAUUGAGCUGUACUCUCAAGAGAAGGAGGACAAACUCAGCACCACAUCCGAUCCCAUUCUUGACUUGGACAUCCCACUGGCAGUAGCCAAAGAGCGCGCCCAUCAGAAACGUACCAGCAAACGGGCACCACAAAUGGACUGGAGCAAGAAAAACGAACUCUUUAGUAAUCUGUGAAACCCCCAAGCAGGGAGGUGAUGUAAGGGCAAUAUUGGAAAAUCUGGCCAGAUCAUGCCUCCCCCUUCCCCUUCUCCUACGCAUUCCUGUCCCCUAGAUACAUUUCCGUGCCCUUCUUCUCUUCCCCUCCCUUUGCUUGGAAACGUAGAUGCAAGAUCUCGUCUUGCCCUGGGUCACCUGAAAGGGCAAACGCAUGGCCUGAUAAUGCUGCCUGCACUAUGUUGGAGAAGCAGUUGUAUUUAAAGAGGAUGAUGAGACAUUUUCAUAUACCCUCUAUAAAUAGCUUAAACUAGCUUGUGGAUGUGAAUCCAAACUGAAUUUGGUGUCUCUGUUGGGUCUGUAGUAGAAGACACAUACACAUAUCUAUAUAUAAAGAGAAUGUAUGCACAGGACAAGGAUGUAAUACGUCAGGUGCCACACUGAAAAGGGGGACAGUGUGAUGCAUAGCUGUACUGUAGGUCCAUUAACUCUUAAGAUAGCUGAAGUUAAACAUUCUAAAACUAUUAAUCCCUAUAGAUCUCAACUGGCUCUCUUCAGAGAAAUCAUGUUGGAUGCUGAUUGAACUAUUCCAGGCUAUGUCCUAUCAGGACUAUAGUCUAAGCUUGCAUAGAGUAUUUUAAUUCCUAAUUUGAUUACAAAUGAACAUCCUUUCGUGGGGCAGUUCCUCUGUCCUCUUUUCAAGGAACUGCUUUGCUACGAGUGGAGAGAAACACUUCUGUUGCUCUAUCGUCUUCUCUCUUUUUUGGUAAAGACAUUCCUGGAUUGCCACUGCAAGAAAGGGCUUAGUAGGCAAGACCCAAUACUUCCUGCUUCGUGCUUUGGAGGUUUCAAAGUGUGGGAAGAGGAAUAAUUGAAAGCUGUUGUAGCAACCAGCCUGUGAGAUUUGCUUUCUUUUGGCCAGGGGAUGUGGUAAGGAGUCGCACCUAAUGCAGCAGCUGAAAGCACACAAGGAUAAUAUCCUACGCUCAAUUUACUCCAGAAAUGGAGCCAAUCAGGGUUUUCAAUAAUCAUGAUUAAUUAUUAACAACUUACUGAUAAUAGUGUUUCAUUUCUGGAAUUGUUUUCUAAUUAUGGCUCAUUUCCCUGUAUCUGUGUAUAGUAUAAAAAUCAUUCCUCUUCCAUAAAUUUCUGUUUUGUUUUUGUUUUCCUUGAUUAAUGUUUGAUGUCAAAUGUAAGAGAAUCUGUUUACUGGAGCAAAAUGCUGCCUUGAUUUUGUGUGCUUAUUUUAAAUUAAGGAUUGUUUUUUUUUUUUGAAAGCCACAUACACAGGUCACAGUGUAUGCGAAAGUUGCAGUCUGUAUUAGAUUAACCAAUCUCUCUAGUCUUAUAAUUUAACUUAUAACCUUAACUGGGGUAGAGUGAGAGCUGUUAAUCCAAGGCCAGCAGCUGGCUGAUGUAAUACAAAUAACACACAUACACACAAUAUUUUUCCAGUCUCCAAAUAAGAAUAGAUGAGCUUCUGUCUCUGCUUGUUGGGCUGGAUAAUAUAUCAGACUUCGGGAUGAUAGAAAUUACCAUUUUACCUGCAAUUGUUUUCUUCUUUUUUUCCCCCCUGCCAAAUUAGGUGAGCAGAGCCAUGUCAAUACUCAACCAAAACUAAAAAUAAGAUUGGUACGGCUAUAUGUAGGAGAAACUGGGCACCAUCAUCAACCUCUUUUUUAGCCUAGCUCUGUUUCUGGGGCUGGAGAGAUGCAUUACAGGAUCUGCUUCUGCUGGAAACUAGAACCACAAGCCAGCCUAUUCCAUAAAUUUCAAAGGUUGUGUUUGUAGAAUGAAGAAGUCUUGUUAAAACAAGCUAUAUAUUUAAGGCCAAUGUGCCGCUCUUAGCCAGAAAGUUCAAGUAAGAAAUUACGAUUUUGCAUUCAUAUUCAUCAGGUGAUGCCAGUAAGAGUAGAGAAGCAAUUUGUCCACAAGACUGUCCCACCUUUCAUUUUCCAUGUGUUGCUUGCUGUCAAAUGUGAUAUAAUGUGAUUAUCUCAAGUAGUUCCCAAAUCAAUGUUCUGGGCCUUGUACUUGGGAACCAUUUUACAACAGGCAAUCAGGCAAAGGCCAAAGAAGAUUAGGAAAGCAAAGGCUUUAUUAAAUGGCUCUCCCAUUCUUCAUUAAAGCCCACAAGGAUCUUACCCCCCUCUAGGUGGCUCAGUGGCUAAAACACUGAACUUGUUGAUCAGAAAGGUCGGCAGUUUGGCGGUUCAAAUCCCUAGUACAGGACUUCUGCGUGAGCAGGGGGUCGGACUAGAUGACCUCCAAGGUCCCUUCCAACUCUUGUUACUGUUAUUACUGCUUGAUAAAAAGUUGACCAAUCUGAUUUGUGUGUGUGUGUGUGAAAGUUAUUAAAAAUGACUGAAUGAGUUAGAGUGGGAGAGACUAAGUAUCCAAAUUCAGGAUAGGCAGAGGUAACGGCAGUUUACACCUGAAUCCAAGUUGGUUCCCAAUUUAGGCACUGAUCAGAUUUAGGCUCGCUUGGUUUCAAAUAUGUUUUGAAGCAGGCCAUAAGGUUUGGAGAGUGCUUGGGGUUUGCUAACUUAAUUAUAAAUCAGUUGAUUGAUAGCACCCCAUUGGCCCCAAAGGACUUUCUCGUGGGAUGGGUUGCCAGAGAAGCCAUGUUAAUAUGUUGCUGCAAAAAUAGCCAAGAACCUUAUGUCACCUUAAAAGCCAACCUUUUUAAUGCUUCUGUGACUUAUUAUUCAUUUAAUCAAAGGCACAGUAAUAAACCCAUCAUUUUUCUGAAGAAGUGGACUUGGACUCCAUGGAAGUCCAUUAUUUAUUUACGGCAUAAUCAGUUGAUUACAUUAAUCUACCAGUGGGGCCGCAAUAAAAUGUGAAGAGCUUCUGGGCACAGCUACUUUACUUAGCUUCCGUCCUGAACUCUUCAUUUCAAAAUAUUUCCCUUUCAAUUCCUGCUACUCAAGAUCAUGAACGGUAAACAGGAUCCAUCCUAGAGAGACUGUUUGAAGUAUGUUUGCUUUUAGAGCUCUGACUUUUCCUCCUCCUGAUGAAAACGGUUUGUGCUUUGCAAUUAUUUUUUUUCCAGAGAGCCUUGGAAACCACCAUCCUUAUGUGUUCACGUAACAUUAAUAUUGGCUUGAAAGAGAAGCUGGCAGAUCCAGCUUUGAGAAUAGCUUGUAAUGAGGCUUCUUAUUACAAGUCAAACUACUUUGGAAGGGCAGAGGGCAGGGCCCACUGAUAGGUGGGGAUGAGGGUAGAUCAUGAAGCAACACCAGAUUCAAAUCUUUGAAGAAUUCCCCAUGAUGCCUUUAUAGUUUUAAGCCAAUAAUCUCUUAGAAAGAGUCACCCUAUAAUAGUUAAAAUCUCCAAAUUGUUUCCUUUUAACUAGGCCAGGCCUGAUUAUCCAGCCGUCACUGUCUGCUUGCCAGAGGGGUACAAGUCACCUGCUGGAUAUCAGUUUGCAAACUAUUUCCAUUUUAUUGUAGGGUCAGAGCUGUCACACAAAUCUUAAACCCGGUAAUAUUAUAAAGACUUUGGCCCACGUCAAAUCAGCAUUAGCAUUUAAUAGGCUGAAACCUGCUUUAUAAUUCCUCAGUGUACCAGGUUGCUCAGCUAAUUCAUGUGUUCCCUGAAAAUGGUGUAAUUUACAGCACAAUCCUAGGCAAAUUUAAUGACUGAAUAAAUCCCAUUGUGUACAGUACAGCUUAUUCCCAGAUAAGUAGAUAUUAAACUUUCUGCCUUUGCUUAACAAAUCCUGCCUGACUUCUAAGUGCAAUGUCCAAUGUAGUGGAAACUGAUAACAACUUACCUGCCAUUUUUCUGUCCAUGAACUCCAGAGCAUCAGGACUUCAUUCAUGCAUCAAUAAUAUAUAAACAGCAGUGCAAACAAGAACUACGUCCAGAAACAGCUUUAGAAAUGCUAGCCAUAUUCUGUUUUUUUGAGGGGGGGGGAGGGAGAACAGGUUUUGGCUUUUCACUCAAAGCCAGCACAUGGACGUUGGUUGGUUUUUCUCUCAGAAAAGUCCUCAUUCCGUCAUGGUAGGUUGCAUUAAAGUAUUAUUGUCAGGGCCACAUGAAUGUUUACUCCUCCUCCUCCUCUCUGUCAGCAUAUGUCAGUGUGUUUUAUGCUGCUCUGAUGACAAAACUCUAACCUACCUCAGUAAAGAAGCAAGUAAUCCUGCCUGCAUAACUUAAUUAUGUGGCCAUUUUUAAGGGCAGCACUCCUAUCCAGUGUAUGGGAGGGUGGGGGUGGGGAACAGGUAUCCAUGGAACAUUAGUUUCUGAGGUGCUUCACCGCUUUAAGUUCUCACUUAGUUUUUUUCUGAAGAAGAAAGAAGAAUAAACCAGUCCACCGGUCUUCUGAAAGACUGGUAAAUCUCUGUCUAAAUGUAGUCCAUCUGAUAGAUUGGAGGUGGGGUAAAGGAUGAAGUGGGAGGCAUCUCACAUUCCAUUUUAAGAGAGUUCCUUCCCACUUUGUCCUGUCAGCUGGGCAAAGUUUUACCAGUCCUCUAGCAGACAUGUUCUUUCUUCCUAACACUGGAGCUGGAAUGUCUUAGUCAAUUUUAUCCUAGCUUCCAAAUAUUCAAGAGUGAUACAUGCUCCAAGGUAACAAAACAAGGAAGAAAGUAGGCAGGUUUCUCAGUAGAAAUCAAGUUUCUCUUACAACUAAUGCUAAAAUGAUCAUGAUGAGUCAUAUUUAUUGGAGAGACAGUUAUGCUUGCAGCAAUCUCAACUAACAAAUAGGAGUUCACACAAUAGAAUCUGUGAUUAUGUCAUCACCAAGAUUAUGAUUAAGAAGUUACACAUCAUUUGUGCACCGAGCCUUGUGUGGGGAGAAGAAGGAAAUGCUACUGUUUUGGAAUAUAAAUGGCUGGUCCCUUGGUGAACUGGGGAUGAUAUGGAGGCUACAUCAUCUAAAUUUAAUUAGUGGGUCCAAUCAUUGUUGGAAAUAUGGAAAACAUGAAGGCUCAUUUAACCACACAUGGUGUGCAAGAAAUGAAUUACUGGAUAUAAACACACACAAUGAUAGAAUGUUAAAGAUUAAUAUUUACUGGAACUUUUUUUUAUUGAGAUUUAUGGAUAGCCAGUUAAAAAAAACCUGUGGAAGAUUGGUUUUGUAUAUAGUAAAUGCAGCAAGACUGUUGCACGCACAAAAUGGAAAAACACCAAACUACCCACAAUAGAGGAAUGGACCUGUGAAGAUAAUGGAAUGAGUAGAAAUGGCAAAAUUGAACUGUGUGAUGGGGACAAGAUAAUGUGCACUGUUAUUAAAGAUUUGAAACCUU